Messenger RNA from Drepanopeziza brunnea f. sp. 'multigermtubi' MB_m1, 1005 nucleotides. RefSeq lists its product as uncharacterized. Gene Ontology annotation, molecular function: cyclin binding; cyclin-dependent protein serine/threonine kinase activity; ATP binding. Gene Ontology annotation, biological process: regulation of gene expression; protein phosphorylation; regulation of G2/M transition of mitotic cell cycle. The record is from RefSeq and is a predicted model, not a curated record. Gene Ontology annotation, cellular component: nucleus; cytoplasm; cyclin-dependent protein kinase holoenzyme complex. Lineage: Eukaryota; Fungi; Ascomycota; Leotiomycetes; Helotiales; Drepanopezizaceae.
AUGGAGAACUACCAGAAGUUGGAGAAGGUUGGAGAAGGAACCUACGGUGUCGUCUACAAGGCCAAAGACCUCCUCCACAACAGCCGUAUCGUUGCGCUCAAAAAGAUCCGUCUCGAGGCAGAGGAUGAGGGUGUCCCCAGUACCGCUAUCCGCGAGAUCUCGCUCCUCAAAGAGAUGAACGACCCGAACAUCGUCCGACUCCUGAACAUCGUUCACGCCGACGGCCACAAGUUGUACCUGGUGUUUGAGUUCCUCGACCUCGACUUGAAGAAGUACAUGGAGUCCCUCCCAGUCAGCGAUGGUGGCAGAGGCAAGGCUCUACCUGAAGGCUCUGGUCCGGAUCUGGGACGACUGGGCCUGGGUGAUGCGAUGGUCAAGAAGUUCAUGAGCCAGCUCUGCGAGGGUGUGAGAUACUGCCACAGCCAUCGUGUUCUCCAUCGCGAUCUCAAGCCCCAAAACUUGCUGAUUGACCGUGACGGCAAUCUCAAGCUGGCCGAUUUCGGUCUUGCUCGCGCCUUCGGUGUCCCCCUUCGAACCUACACCCAUGAAGUCGUCACCCUGUGGUACAGAUCGCCCGAGAUCCUGCUUGGAGGUCGCCAAUACUCUACUGGUGUAGACAUGUGGUCCGUCGGAUGUAUCUUCGCUGAGAUGUGCACUCGCAAGCCUCUCUUCCCAGGAGACUCGGAGAUCGACGAAAUCUUUAAGAUUUUCAAGCUCCUAGGCACCCCCACCGAAGCCGAAUGGCCAGGCGUCCAAGACAAGACCUGCUUCCCUGACUUCAAGCCCUCGUUCCCCAAGUGGAUCCGCGACGAGUCGGUCCCCCUCUGCUCGAACCUUGACGAGAAGGGACUCGACCUCCUCGAGCACAUGCUGGUCUAUGACCCCGCCGGUCGCAUCUCCGCCAAGCAGGCCUGCAUGCACCCUUACUUCGAGGAAGGCAGCUCCGCAUACUCUGGUCGUGGCGUGGGACCUACCUACACCACCAAGUCCAACGGAUACCGCUGA